Messenger RNA from Brassica oleracea var. oleracea, 2697 nucleotides. RefSeq names its product glutamate receptor 2.2-like. Gene Ontology annotation, molecular function: glutamate-gated receptor activity. NCBI's taxonomy places the organism in Eukaryota, Viridiplantae, Streptophyta, Magnoliopsida, Brassicales, Brassicaceae. The record is from RefSeq and is a predicted model, not a curated record. Gene Ontology annotation, cellular component: plasma membrane.
AUGAAAAACAAGAUAAUUUUCUUCUUCUUCUUCUCGGUGUUCUUUAUGGAGCUUAGCCGAGGACAGAACAACAGAAGAACCGAAGUCAAUGUGGGUGCCGUAACUGAUGUCGGGACUACAAACUCGGAGGUUGCCAUGCUAUGUGUCAAUUUGUCUCUUUCCGAUUUUUAUUCUUCUCGUCCUGAGUUUCAGACAAGGCUUGUUAUCAACGUCGGUGACUCCAGAAAGGACGUUGUGGGCGCAGCAGCUGCAGCGCUUGAGCUGAUAAAGAACAAGCAAGUGAAAGCUAUUUUGGGGCCGUGGACUUCAAUGCAAGAUCAUUUCUUAAUCGAGAUUGGCCAAAAAACACAGGUUCCAGUUGUUUCCUACUCUGCAACAAGCCCAUUUCUAACAUCUCUCCGUAGUCCAUACUUCUUGCGUGCUACGUAUGAAGAUUCCUCUCAAGUGAACGCCAUCAAAUCUAUCAUCAAGCUGUUCGGGUGGAGAGAAGUUGUUCCUGUUUACAUCGACAACACAUUUGGAGAAGGUAUAAUGCCUCGUCUCACUGAUGCAUUACAAGAAAUCAACGUUCGAAUACCUUAUAGAUCUGUCAUCGCACUCAAUGCCACUGAUGAUGAAAUCUCCAUAGAGCUUCUUAAUAUGAUGACCAUGCCCACAAGAGUGUUUAUUGUCCACAUGUACUCUUCUCUUGCCUCGAGAGUCUUCGUCAAAGCUAAGGAGAUUGGUCUGAUGAGACCGGGGUAUGUCUGGAUCCUAACCAACGGAGUUACAGAUGACUUAAGUUUGUUAAGUGAGGUGAGUAUUGAGGCUAUGGAAGGGGUAUUGGGUGUUAAAACCUAUAUUCAGAAAUCCAAAGAACUCGACAAAUUUCGAUCUCGAUGGAGGAAGAGAUUCCCACGUAAGGAGCUUACAGUCUACGGAUUGUGGGCAUAUGAUGCUACCACCGCACUGGCAAUAGCCAUUGAAGAUGCUGGGACAAACAACUUAACUUUCAGCAAUGCGGAUCUUGGAAGGAAUAUUUCUGAACUUGAAGCUCUUGGUUCAUCACAAUUAGGUCCAAAGCUUCUCCAGACACUCUCACAAGUGCAGUUCAAAGGACUCGCAGGGGAUUUUCGUUUCAUCAACGGGCAACUGCAACCAUCGGUGUUUGAGAUUGUUAAUGUUCUCGGAACCAGAGAAAGGUCAAUAGGAUUCUGGACAGAGGAAAACGGUCUUGUGAAGAAAAUAGACCAGCAACCUCGGAGCAGCGAGAGCGCCUUAUCAACUUGGAAAGAUCAUCUUAAGCCCAUUAUAUGGCCUGGAGAUGCUGAUUCUGUUCCAAAAGGAUGGGAGAUCCCGACUAAUGGGAAGAAGUUGCGCAUCGGAGUUCCAAAGAGAACCGGUUACACUGAUCUCGUGAAGGUCACAAGGGAUCCUAUCACCAAUUCAACAGUCAUCACAGGUUUCUGCAUAGAUUUCUUUGAGGCUGUGAUUCGGGAACUGCCUUAUGACGUCUCCUAUGAGUUCAUACCUUUUGAGAAACGUAAUGGUAAAGCAGCCGGUAAUUACAAUGACUUGGUCCACCAAGUGUUCCUUGGGAGGUAUGAUGCGGUUGUGGGAGAUACAACCAUACUGGCGAACAGAUCCUCUUACGUCGAUUUCACAUUCCCUUUCAUUAAAUCAGGAGUUGGAUUGAUUGUCCCAAUUAGGGAUUCGGUGAAGAGAGGCCAAUUCAGUUUCUUCAAGCCUUUGUCAUUGAAACUAUGGUUGACUUCCUUAGGCUUUUUCUUCAUUAUUGGCUUUACUGUUUGGGUUGUUGAGCAUAGGGUUAAUCCUGACUUUCAAGGACCGAAAAGAUACCAAGCUAGUACCAUAUUCUGGUUUGCUUUCUCGACCAUGGUUUUUGCUCCAAGAGAAAGGGUAUUCAGCUUUGGAGCAAGGUGUUUGGUUAUUUCAUGGUACUUCAUCGUUCUCGUGUUGACUCAAAGUUACACAGCCAGUUUAGCAUCACUUUUAACAACACAACAACUUAAUCCAACCAUAACAAGCAUGAGUAGCUUGCUUGAGAGAGGAGAAAGAGUGGGUUAUCAGAGAACAUCGUUCAUCUUUGGAAAGCGUAUAGAAACAGGUUUCUCACCAUCUAACCUUGUGCCCUUUGAUACCUCCGAAGAAUGCGAUGAACUUCUGAGAAAUGGAACAAAAAAGGGUGGCAUCUCUGGAGCUUUCCUGGAAAUACCUUACUUGAGACUCUUUCUUGGACAAUAUUGCAACACGUAUAAAAUGGUUGAAGAACCUUUCAAUGUUGAUGGAUUUGGAUUCGUUUUUCCAAUCGGGUCGCAUGUUUCAAGGGCUAUCUUAAAAGUAGCAGAGUCACCAGAGGCUACGAGGCUUCAGCGCGCAUGGUUCAAGAAGAAAGAAGAAAGUUGUCCAGACCCAGACACAAGUCCAGAUCCAAAUCCAUAUGUUACCUCUAGACAGCUUGGUUUAGACAGUUUUCGGUUUCUUUUUAAAGUUGUGUUUGUUAUAUGCAUUAUGAACCUAGGAUAUUUCAUUUUCUGUUUCCUACUGAAGACUGGAGGGAAAGAUUUGUGGGGAGAAUUAAAAAAAGCAGACGAUGAAUCGUAUAUCAACCGGGUAGAGAAAUGUUCAUGUUCGUCAAAACAACAACCACCUGAUGAUACCAACAGUCAAGCAGCAAAGCCAGACGAAAAUCGUUAA